Molecule: messenger RNA, 1625 nt
Organism: Sphaerulina musiva SO2202
Lineage: Eukaryota; Fungi; Ascomycota; Dothideomycetes; Mycosphaerellales; Mycosphaerellaceae
Product: pyruvate dehydrogenase E1 component subunit alpha
Exons: 3
Coding region: 125-1387 (420 amino acids)
Biological process (GO): pyruvate decarboxylation to acetyl-CoA
Cellular component (GO): intracellular membrane-bounded organelle
Molecular function (GO): pyruvate dehydrogenase (acetyl-transferring) activity
Source: RefSeq, a predicted model, not a curated record
GGAACAUUAUUGAAGCAUCCGCUGCGAAUAAUUUCCACCCCCAUCUCCGCCUCCUACUCCGCCUCCGCCCACCUACCCCGAUCACUGUCUUACCUUCCACCACGCGCAUUGUAUUGCAGUGGACAUGCUCUCCCGAUUCGCGCCUCGCGCGGUGACUGCGCCGGUGCGGUCGCUCAGAUAUGCUCCCGCUGUCAGAAGUGUGACCACGGAUGCGGCGAGCAGUCAUGCUGAGAAGCACGAGGUACCGGCGGAAGAUGACAAGCCUUUCCAAGUGCGGCUCUCCGAUGAGGCAUUCGAGACCUACGAGAUGGACCCGCCUUCAUACACCCUCGACACCACGAAGAAUGAGCUGAAGCAGAUGUACUACGACAUGGUCGCAGUGCGCCGCAUGGAAAUGGCCGCCGACAGACUGUACAAGGAAAAGAAGAUCCGCGGUUUCUGCCAUCUGUCCACUGGACAAGAAGCUGUUGCGGUCGGAAUGGAGCACGGAAUGACAAAACAGGACCACCUCAUCACAGCCUACCGAUGCCACGGCUUUGCCAUGAUGCGCGGAGGCACUGUGCGAUCCAUCAUCGGUGAACUUCUUGGACGCAGAGAGGGUAUCGCACACGGCAAGGGUGGUUCCAUGCACAUGUUCUCCACUGGCUUCUAUGGCGGAAACGGUAUCGUGGGAGCCCAAGUGCCCGUUGGCGCAGGCAUUGCCUUUGCCAACAAGUACGAGGACAAGAAGAACGUCACACUCGCGCUCUACGGAGAUGGUGCUAGCAACCAGGGUCAAAUCUUUGAGGCGUUCAACAUGGCGAAGCUGUGGGACCUUCCCAUCAUCUUUGGAUGUGAGAACAACAAGUACGGCAUGGGAACUGCUGCGCAUCGUGCUGCUGCCUUGACCGACUACUAUAAGCGCGGUCAAUUCAUUCCAGGUCUCAAGAUCAACGGAAUGGAUGUCCUCGCGGUCAAGGCCGCUGUUCAGCAUGGUAAGAAAUGGUGCGCCGAGGGCAACGGACCUCUGGUUCACGAGUAUGUCACAUACCGAUAUGGUGGUCACUCCAUGUCCGACCCCGGCACCACCUACCGAACCCGUGAAGAGAUUCAGCGCAUGCGAUCGACCAACGACCCCAUUGCAGGCCUCAAGCAGAAGAUCCUCGAAUGGGAAGUGGUCACUGAGGCCCAACUGAAGGAAAUUGACAAGGAGGCUCGCAGCCACGUUGACGAAGAAGUGGCUAUCGCGGAGAAGAUGGCAGCACCAGACGCGUCACCUGAGGUUCUGUUCGAGGACAUCUAUGUGCGUGGAUCCGAGCCUCAAUUCCUCCGAGGCCGAAUUCCUGAAGAGAACUACUACUACCCCGAGCGAGAAGUCCAGGUCCCCAAGUCGCCAGCUCAGACUUAGCGGCUUGCAAAGAGCCUGUGAGAUGUAGCGUUUAUUAGCAGUGCAUGAACAGAGGCCCAUGGUUUUGAGCUUCGCAGAGGAGUGCAGGCGCCGACACGUCACUGGGGGAAGAGUGCGUGUAAUGAUAGCGUGUCUUUCUGCAGAAUUGUAUCCUCUACAUUGUGUACUAUUGAGCGACCCUCCGACACGAGUCCCAGACCGAAAUAUUUCAUUGAAUGAAGAGCUCGGGAAAUCAUAC